Molecule: messenger RNA, 2634 nt
Organism: Cariama cristata (Red-legged seriema)
Lineage: Eukaryota; Metazoa; Chordata; Aves; Cariamiformes; Cariamidae
Product: collagen alpha-1(XIV) chain-like
Exons: 19
Molecular function (GO): protein binding
Source: RefSeq, a predicted model, not a curated record
CAUGCAGGACAGCGGAGGUGGCCGACAUUUUGUUCCUCGUGGGGCAGUCACAGGGCACAGGGAGGGAGAGCUCCCGGCUGGUCAAGGACUUCAUUGGCAGCAUGGCCCGUUCCUUUGAAAACGUGGUGAUGGGCAAAGGAGGCAUCCGGCUGGCGGUGGCACUCUACGGGGAGAAACCAAGGAUGGGUAUUGAGCUCACAGAUUAUGUGACCAUCGAAGAAAUGCUGGUUGCAAUUCAGGAUCUCUCCUUCAAAGGAGGCAACUUAAAAACAGGGUCAGCCCUAGCAUUUGCAGCUCACACCAUGUCUCGCCUGGACACGCUGCAAGAGGAUGCAGCAAAGGUAGUUGUUUUGAUCACGGACGGGAAAUCUGAUGACUCAGUUGAAGAUGAAGCCCGGGUCCUGCAGGAUGGAGGGGUGACGGUGUUUGCUGUAGGAAUUAAGGAUGCUGACAAGAAUGAACUGAACCAAAUAGCUUCAGAGCCCACUGCAGAGCAUGUGCUUUACGUUGAAGAUUUUCACCUGCUCCACAACGUGGCCCCCAAACUCUCUCGAAGGCUCUGUUUCACUGCCUCAGAGCCACCACGACCCGUCAAACAGACUGUGCAAGCUGAGAAGAUCAUCGGCCCCCAGAAUCUGCAUGUCAGUGAGCACAGCCACAGCUCGCUGCGACUCACGUGGAUGCCAGCUACAGGGAGGGUGACGGGGUACCGUGUCCAUCUGCAUCCCUUGCUUCCUUCAAGACAGACAGUUUCAGAGGACUCGCAGCAGAUUGUGGUGGAUGGUGACAAAAGUACUGUGCUGGUGACCGAUCUGAAACCCAACACCAAGUAUGUCUUCACAGUGAGGGCCGUCUAUGCAGAUGCCCUUGGGGAGUCAGCAGCUGUCAAGGGGAAAACAACACCUGUGCCUCCAGUCACUAAUUUCCGUGUGAUAGAAGAAGGACUUUUUAGCUUGAAGGUGGCUUGGACACCUCCACUGGGCAAACUGGAGGGCUACAAGAUCUACAUCCCCAGAGCCAACAGACCAGGAAUGACCUACGAACAGGUUCUGCGGGGCGAUGUCUCUUCCCAUGUGCUGGAUAAUUUGCAGGAGGAUAGAGAAUACAGCAUCAGCAUCUAUGCAGUGUACCCGCAGGGGCCAAGCCAGCCUGUGGCUGCUGUGGGGAGAACAUGUCCUUCCAGCCUUGAGCCUUGCUCUUCCCCCAUCACAUGCAUGGACAUGGACACCCUGGAACACCAUCAUGCUGCUUGGGGGACGAAGGUGAAGCUCCUGCCUGUGAAAAGCAUCUUGCUGCAGAAUGAGACCACCGACACACUGCAAGCAAGGUGGAGCCCUGUCCGGGGAGCAACGGGGUACAGACUCACCUGGACAUCAGCAGAGGGCAGCAUCCAGGACGUGAACCUCAGCAACACCUACAGCUACUACAUGAUCCAGGGGCUACAACCUGGCACAGAGUACACCGUCACCAUCAACCCCAUCUUUGGGGAUGUUGAGGGGCCAGUAGUGAGCGAUAAAGCAACGACGGUGGCGUCAAGCACCGUCCAGAUGCUGAAAGUGAGUGAGAUAUCCAUCAACAGUGCUCUGGUCUCCUGGGACUCGGUUGCUGGGGCCACGGGGUACCGAGUGGCUUGGGGUCCUACACCAGAGUUCUUUGAUAAAGACCGUCCUCGCCAGCUGGCCCUCAACAAGUCGAUCACAGCCUACCAGCUCCGCAACCUGGCCCAUGACACCGAGUAUGUGAUUUCCCUGUAUGUGCUCUUUGGCUCGGUGCAGGGACCGGGGAUCACAACCUCAGCCAGGACAUCUCCUCUUGGCUACGUCUCCAAUUUCAAGGUGACGUCCUACACCAGCACAAGCCUGUCUAUGGCAUGGAGUGCCACAGCAGCUGCCACCAAAUUCAAAGUCACCUGGAGCCCUGUGGGAGCAGGCAAAGGAAAACAGGUUGCCAGGACUCAGUACCUGGGCAGUAGGGUGUUGACUUACCAGAUCGACCACUUGCUGCCUGACACCCUGUAUAAAGUCAGCGUUCGGGCUGUCUUCAGCAAGACCGAGGGGCCCGAGGUGACUCUGACUCACCGCACAGCAUCUUUUGCAGACUCCAACACCAUCCAGACCAUCCAGGAUCUGAGGAUUACUGACACUGGCAUAAAUAGUUUGAAGCUCUCUUGGAGGAGGCUCCCUGGGGUAACUCACUAUAAGAUAUCCUGGGUGCCAUUCGAUGGUGGCUUGGAAACCUCCCAGCUGGUUGCAGCAGAGACAGUCUCCUUCACGAUCCCCAGACUGAAGGAGAGCACCACCUACACCAUCUGCAUGUCUGCAGUGAUCAGGGGACAGGAGGGAAGCCCCACGCUUCUCACAGCCAAAACCUUCUGUGGCAAGUUCAAAGCAGACAUUGGGUUCCUGGUAGACGAGUCCUCGAGUAUUGGCCAGAGCAAUUUCAAUAAAGUGAAGGAUUUCCUCUUCUGGAUCAUUUCCUAUUUCCCUAAGAUUGGACCUGAAGGGACACAGGUUGCUGUUGCUCAAUACAGUGAGGAGCCCAGGGCAGCCUUCUACUUCAACCAGCACCGUGACCGCAACAGCGCCCUGAAAGCCGUCAAGGAACUGCGCUAUGCUGGAGGCAACACAAAAACAG